UCAUGUCGGCCCGGUACUUCUCCUUAUACCGACCCGUCCCCAGCAGCUGGUCCAGGUCCAGCCCGUGUUCCUGAAUCCCAACAUAACAGCGGGUCACAGAAAACAGAAGCUUUCAAGUCAGAGGUUGAUCCGGUUUCUGGGGAGUCCCGAUACUGCGCUUUAGUGAAACGUGAACCACUGACUUGUGCAUACUGCCGUUUGAGCGGAGCGGAGAGGCGCAGGAUGCAGCAAACGUCAGGACCCAAUCUGGAGAGACCAAAAGCCAGAGAGACAACAUUUGACUUGUGCUGAACAGAAACAGACGAUUACACCGGCGGUGGAUUCAUGGCUCCAAGCUUUUGUGCCAGAAGGAAGCUCCGGUUCAGGCCAGAUACUUCCCUCCGGCUGAAGGAGCCAUGCUGCCUCCAGGAUGCUUCUCCGGCAAGGUGGCCUUCAUCACUGGAGGGGGGACCGGCCUUGGCAAGGCCAUGACCUCUAACCUCUCCACCCUGGGGGCCGAGUGUGUCAUCGCUAGCAGAAAGCUGGAUGUGCUGCAGAAAACUGCAGAUGAGAUUACCAAUCAAACUGGGAACAAGGUUCAUGCUAUCCAGUGUGACGUCAGAGACCCCCAGGCUGUCGCGGGCUGCAUGGACCGGCUGCAGGAGCUCACUGGCCUGCCUGAUGUGAUCAUAAACAACGCAGCAGGGAACUUUGUCUCCCCGUCGGAGAAGCUGUCGGCCAACGCCUGGAGGACCGUCACAGACAUAGUCCUGAACGGGACAGCUUAUGUCACCCUGGAGCUCGGCAAGCGGCUAAUCCAGGCUCAGAAAGGAGCAGUCUUCCUGGCCAUCACCACCAUCUAUGCUGAGUCAGGUUCUGGUUUUGUGGUUCCCAGUGCCGCAGCCAAGUCUGGAGUGGAGACACUGUGCAAAUCAUUGGCUGCUGAAUGGGGGCGGUAUGGUCUACGCUUCAACGUCAUCCAGCCUGGACCAAUCAGAACCAAGGGGGCGUUCAGCCGUCUGGACCCAACAGGAAUGUUUGAGAAGGCUAUGAUUGGUCGAAUCCCCACGGGCAGACUGGGCACACCUGGAGAGAUCGGCAACCUGGCAGCUUACCUCUGCAGUGACUACGCUAGCUGGGUAUCUGGAGCGGUCAUUCGGAUGGAUGGAGGCGAGUACGUCUCCAUGGCUGGGGAGUUUAAUGAGCUCAGGAGGGUGACACCAGAACAGUGGGCUAUGAUGGAAGCCAUGAUCAGAAGCACCAAGGGCUCCUAAAGAGAUCUCUCUCUCUCUCUCACAUACACUCAUGUGCACACACAAUUUGACAGGCUGGAGUCUCUGGACUGUGGUGCCAGCAAACCAGAAAGGGAGACCAUUUGAUUGGCAGAUGUCUGUUUUUUGGCCAGAUCAACCAAUCAGUUCAUGUUGUGAAUUCUGUACUUCUUGUCAGAGCAGAGAUCUGCCUCUGCCCUAGUCAACCUACACAUCCUGACUGGACAGAGGGUGCCUCCUUCUCCGUCCAUGUUGGUCUGAAGUGCCUGUCUGUCUUUGUCAUGUUUAUAAAGAAUUAAACAGUCUCAUCAGCAGAGCAUCCAUGAACACGCUCUCUGUUUGACCUCCUGUAAUGUUGAACUGGUU
Lampris incognitus (smalleye Pacific opah) is the source of this 1616-nucleotide messenger RNA. RefSeq names its product 2,4-dienoyl CoA reductase 1, mitochondrial (gene decr1). Gene Ontology annotation, molecular function: 2,4-dienoyl-CoA reductase (NADPH) activity. The record is from RefSeq and is a predicted model, not a curated record. The coding region runs from base 396 to 1253 and encodes 285 amino acids. Gene Ontology annotation, biological process: fatty acid beta-oxidation. Gene Ontology annotation, cellular component: mitochondrion. NCBI's taxonomy places the organism in Eukaryota, Metazoa, Chordata, Actinopteri, Lampriformes, Lampridae. The transcript has 10 exons.